Engraulis encrasicolus (European anchovy) is the source of this 893-nucleotide messenger RNA. Its product is annotated as butyrophilin subfamily 1 member A1-like. Gene Ontology annotation, cellular component: external side of plasma membrane. The transcript has 3 exons. The record is from RefSeq and is a predicted model, not a curated record. NCBI's taxonomy places the organism in Eukaryota, Metazoa, Chordata, Actinopteri, Clupeiformes, Engraulidae. Gene Ontology annotation, biological process: T cell receptor signaling pathway; regulation of cytokine production. Gene Ontology annotation, molecular function: signaling receptor binding. Bases 129 to 671 code for a protein of 180 amino acids.
GACUUGUGUCUGCUCCAGAUGACCCAGAGCCUCCAGAUCCCCCAGGUGUGGUGCGGGCUGUGGUGGGGGACGACGUGAUUCUGUCCUGCUCCCUCAGGGACAACAUCAGUGCAGUGGACUUGGAGGUGAUGUGGGUGGCGGACGUGGAAAAGGUCCACCUCUACAGACGGCACCAGGACAUAACUGCCCAGCAGAUGGCGCAAUACAAGCACAGGACCAGUCUGUUCAGAGAGGAGCUGCACAGAGGUAACGUGUCCCUGAAGAUCACUAACGUCAAACGUGCGGACUCCAACGAUUACCACUGCUACGUCCCUAUGAAUGGCGGCUACGAAGGCACCACAGUGCACCUUUAUGUCGAUGAUCUUGGAACUAAUCCUGAGAUGUCAGCACAGAGCCAUGUUAACGCCAGUGUCAACCUGACCUGCACGUCGGCAGGGUGGAGUCACCGCACCCGGCCGGAGAUCUUGUGGCUGAACAGCGUGGGAGAGGUCCUGCAGCACAUACACAUCUCCAAACACUAUGUGCAAGGCCAGCACACCUUCUACAUCAAGGCUGUGGCUACUGUGCUACAGACAGCUGACGAUCGAUACACCUGCAUAGUGUCAUACCUAGGCCACAAGAAGGAGAGGGAGUUUAUGGUACCUGGUGAGUAUCAGACACCCACUAUGUAGAGCUACAGCAGUUGUCCUCAAACGUUUUUGAACAAAUGUCCACUUGACCUUAUCAUAAGCUUGGUAAUGCUCCCCUUAAUGUUAAAGAAAUAAAAUAUACUAAUGUUCCCAUUUGCAACUGAGUACACCUCCCCUGUACAUGUGCAAUACGUUGGGUGUUGUCCCGAGUUUAAUAUCUGAAAAUGCACCAGAACACUGUCACCACCAUAGCCUAGGAAACUA